Messenger RNA from Puntigrus tetrazona (Sumatra barb), 4271 nucleotides. Its product is annotated as SH2 domain-containing adapter protein F-like. Gene Ontology annotation, molecular function: phosphotyrosine residue binding. Lineage: Eukaryota; Metazoa; Chordata; Actinopteri; Cypriniformes; Cyprinidae. The record is from RefSeq and is a predicted model, not a curated record. The coding region runs from base 171 to 1526 and encodes 451 amino acids. The transcript is spliced from 8 exons.
CACACACGCACACGCACACGCACACGCACAUACACAUACGCGCGCGCACACGGGCACAGGGCGCGCGCGCACGGAGAGAGCGCAGAGUUUCUCCAAACAGAAAGUGAACGGGAGCCACGGCAGAGCUCGGAUUUAUCUCGUCUCGGAGUUGCGAGCGAUGCGCUGGCAGCAUGGCCAGAUGGUUCAAGGAGCACCUGGGUUUCAAAACCACCAAAGCCCCGCCACCGGCGCCUCCGAAACCGGACUACCGACACUUCCACACCGCCGUGUCCAGCCUCCAGACGCCGCCGGGCACCGGGCUUCUGUCCGCGCAGCCAGACAUCCUCACCGCCUACAAACUCCAGAAGGAGCUGGACUUCGAGGAUCCGUACACGCCGGGCGGAACCGUGCCCUUCUCCACCGGACCGAGCUCGGCGGCGGAGGUCAAGUACGUGUCUCCGAAGCACCGGCUGAUCAAGGUGGAGACCGCGGAGCGCAGCGCGGUCAAAGCCCCCUGCUCCCCGCCCGCGGAGCCCGAGAACGGCACGCAGGAGAAGCUCAUCAUCCUAGAGGACUACGCCGACCCCUUUGACGCAGCGGACCAGGCGGGCGGCACUCAGACGGUCACAGAAAAGCCAACGGAGAACGACGGCUACAUGGAGCCCUACGAAGCUCAGAAGAUGAUGGCUGAGAUCCGAGGCGGCCGCGCUCCUAAAGACGGUCCGGUCCGGCAGCUGCCUCUGUAUGACACGCCGUACGAGCCGGAGGAGAACGGAGGAGAUCCGGACGCAGGCGUGUGUUCCCGAGAGAGCCGGCUGCCGCAGGACGACGAGAGGCCGCCGGAGGAGUACGACCAGCCCUGGGAGUGGAAGAAAGACCGCAUCUCCAAAGCCUUCGCAGCGCUGCUCUGUUAUGACUGCAUUAGUGAUGAGGACACGGGCCGAGGAGCGUCCAGGAGAGAUGGACACAUCUCUAGAUCCUCCACAGUAGAGAUUAAAGUGAUAAAGGAUCUGCCGUGGCCUCCUCCGGUCGGGCAGCUGAACUCCAGUCCUCCUCUGAUGGAGGCUCCAUCUUCUCCAGGAGCCUCAGCCUGUGAUCAGCUCCAGCACGUGCAGUUCGACGGCGUGGAGAAGGAGCUGAAGUGCCGUCCGCUGCAGAGGCUCCCGAGCGGGAAGAGCAGCUCCUCGGAGCCCAGCGUGGGCGAGCGCAUCGACCCGGCCGUGCCUCUGGAGAGCCAGUUCUGGUAUCACGGAGCCAUCAGCCGGACGGACGCCGAGGCUCUGCUGCGCUUGUGUAAAGAGGCCAGUUACCUGGUGAGGAACAGCGAAACCUGUAAGAACGACUUCUCGCUCUCGCUCAAGAGCAGUCAAGGGUUCAUGCACAUGAAGCUCUCUCGGACCAAAGACAACAAGUACGUGCUGGGUCAGAACAGCUGCCUGUUCGACAGCGUUCCCGAGAUCAUCCACUUCUACUCCAGCCGCAAGCUGCCGAUCAAAGGGGCCGAGCACAUGUCCCUGCUGUACCCCGUGGCCAUCCGGACGCUCUAGAGGCAGAAACGCUGCGGAAGCGGGACGUUUUGCUCGAAGACCACAAGCGCUACCGAGGUCCUGAAGGCAAAAAGGGAGACUCCUGGACGCCUCGUUUGUCUCGUCUUCAGGAAAGCGGUUUCUCUGCGGCGUCAGGUCCUUCGAAUGCCUUCUUCGUGAUUCCAGACCCGUUUUCGUCCCACGAGUGGAUCUUUUUAGUCUUAGACCUGCACCCACACUUUAUCUCCACUGUUACACACUGUACAGAAACCCCAAGCGUCGCUCAGACCGCCCGGAUCUUCAUAGUUACGAUUUCCGGACGAAGGCGCUGAAUCGUACUGCACCCAAACCUCAUCGCCUGGACUUUCUGUGACGGUAUUGUCGGUCGGUUCAGUGAAAUAUUAAUCGUUAGGUGUGAACAUUUUCAGAUCAUACAGAAAAAUAAACCCCAAAAAGACUGAAAUCGAGUGUCUGGCGUUUUCCGGGUAGACCCACGGAUGUGAAGAGCGAUCGCUGGUGUGCGGACAGAUUCAUCAGGUCCCUUAGAAUAGCAGCAAUAGCGCAGAGCGAGAGGAGAAGUGAUGGAUGGCGCCAUUUAAGUGUACUUGGACAGGCGGCUAUGCAGAACAGUGUGAAAAAGGACCUUUUAGUUUCACGUUCAGAGAGAGUCACUUCAUACACCAGAGUUUAGGGUGAUCUUGACCAAGGAGAAUGAAAUAUUCCUGUAUUGUCUACCUCAGAAAAUCAAUUUCGUUCAUCCAUCCGCCGGUCGAUAAGGUACAGUGACGUUGCAGAUAUCGACCGGUUUAACUCUCUCCGUCUCGAUUUCCCACCAAACUUUGCCUUUUUGGUUCGAGAAUAGCUCGUUCUUCUUCACCCGACCUUGAUUUCUACGCUCUUGUGACUCUGUUUGGUUAAAGCCUUAUACUGUCAAUGCAUGGUUUAAAAAAAAAGAAAACACUUGGAGAACGCUGUCGUUCUGCUCUCGAUGAAUGUUUAGUAGCUGUAAUUUAUUAUGGAGAAAAAAGAAUAAUGCUAUCGCUGAUGUUUUAGUCCAGCUAAGACGAUGUGUGUGUGUGUGUGUGUGUGUGUGUGUGUGUGUGUGUGUGUGUGUGUGAUAUAUCUGACCUUACGUUUCUUUGCAAUUGUCCCCCGCCUGAAAUCUCUGAUUGGACACUGUUUGCCAUGGAAACCAUUUAAAGCAGCUCAGCCAAUCGGAGCACAGAUUUGUCCUGACCCUUCCUCUAAACUCUGGUUGUCCUCGUUUGCCUUCAUCCGGUUUCUUUUGUGUCAUUGUUUUUUGUCUCUCAGUGUUCGUUCAAAGCAUGACGGCCGACACGGUUGUGGUACAGAUAUAAAACCUGUGUGAUUGGUUUAAGCUCAUGCAUCGUCUCAUGUUUUUUUUUCACCUGCAGAGUCCCACCUCCAAAAAAUGAAAAUCGUCAUCAUUUACUCACCUCUUAUAUGUCUUCUAUGCUGUUUUCCAUGCAGUGAGAGUUAAUGAGGAAAGAGGCCUGUGCAGAAAUACAUACAUAUUUGGGGGCAUUUUUAAAGUUCAUGUCUCUUCCGCUCACCAAGGCUGAAUUAAAAAUACAGAAAAAGCUGUACAAUUGUGAAAUAUUUUCACAAACUAAAAUAGCUGAUUUCUAUGUCAAUGUGUGUUAAAGAGUAAUUUAUUUCUGUGAUUUUCAGCAUAAUUUCUCCAGUCUUCAGAGUCACGUGAUCUUCAGAAAUCAGAAUAAUACACUGAUUUACUGCUCGACAAACUUUUUUGAUUGUUUGCAAAAUCUGGAAAACAGUCGCGCCGCUUAAUAUUUUGGCGAAGACUGUCAGGAUUCACAGAAAGUUCAAAAGAACAGAAAUCUAUGGAUACAUUAUAAAUCUAUUUACUGUGGCUUUUGUUCAAUACGAUGCAUCCCCGAUCCCUGUAUUUAUUUCCUGCAUCGCUCCCAAACAGUAGUACACACGACCUCGAAUCUCAUUCAUGCACAUUUUAAUCCUUCGUAUGAAGAUGACACGAUCGUGAGUAAAUGACGACAUCCUUUUCUUUUUUUGGGUUGACUGUCCCUUUAAGAGGACCGAUGGUACCCUGUCUCUCCUUCAUCCACACUCCAGUGUUUAUUGCUGCGUGUCCUUCGUCUUAUUACUCUCUCUGAACGCUCUCAUUAUGAGCCGCCGUGUUUAUUGUCAGUCUUUCCGCGGCGAACCUCUCAGUACCUGUGGAUCCCCAGGAGCUUCGAGGCGUGUUUUUGCUGGAAAUGCGUUUGUGUUUCUGUCAGACGGGUUCAGGAGAGAGAGAGAGAGAGACCGUUCUAGAUGUCAUUCAGCAGAAACAUGCUUUAAUAAGAGAGCACCCUGCACGCUAUAGAGAAGAAGAGAAGAGAAACACGGGACCCUGGAGAUAGAAAGUGUCCUACAGCAAUCGGUCAGAUAUCAUCAAAAUCAUUCACUGGCAAAAGAUGCAAAAGAGUCAAAACAUUAGAAACAUUACUCUCUCGUUGGUUGCGUGAAGGAGCUUUAACAUCCCUGAACCUCUCCAUCGCACAACAGGUUCUUAAGAUGAUUAUUAAUAUGAUUGAAUAAUAAUGCAACUAAUCACUGAAAGAGGAAUAAGAAGAAGAAAAAAAAGCUUCUAGAGAAUUUUAUUUUUAAUUGUUGAUCCUGUUUGUAUUUCUGUACGAUGUUGAAAAAAACUACGGAUGCAUUCAGAACUGAAGCUAGAUUUGAGAAUGAAUUCAUGCAAUAAAAAGCAUAUAUUGGCUUGUG